Molecule: messenger RNA, 2122 nt
Organism: Pseudogymnoascus destructans
Lineage: Eukaryota; Fungi; Ascomycota; Leotiomycetes; Thelebolales; Thelebolaceae
Exons: 2
Coding region: 352-1875 (507 amino acids)
Biological process (GO): pseudouridine synthesis
Molecular function (GO): pseudouridine synthase activity; RNA binding
Source: RefSeq, a predicted model, not a curated record
CAAAGUUUAUAGAGUCAAUUGGGACGGAAAUCGCGGCAGCCGAGGUAUCACGAUCUGGGAAGGGGCAUAGCACGCUAAACCAAAUACGUCAGAUUUAUUAUUCUGCCCUCUCCCGGCGCCCGACCGGAUUAUUUUCCUCAUCCUUCUGGGGGAAGGCGCCACCAGCAACUCAAGUGCUUUCCUCCAGGUACAUCCAUAUCAACGACCUCUCUUCACGAUUCACACCCCCCCACAGAAACCCUGUCGCCCUCACCCCGCAUCGCCGCGCUCCUCUACUCCCGCAAACCGGUCCUCGCCCUCGUCCCUGUCCGCCAACAAAUCGGCUUGCCGACGCUCAUCGAGCAACGCCCGAUGGCCGCGCCGCCGGCAGUGGUGGUGACACCCGCCGACCCAUGGCCGCGGCCUUAUGUGUUUGAGGAUGGGCUGCGCAGGGUCGCGCCGUAUCACUUCACGUAUAAUACGAACUGCAAGAUGAGGUGGAGGGGGAGGGAGUUGUUGGAUAUCUUUGAGAGCGAGUUUCGCGAUCGGCCUGUGGAGUAUUAUAAAACUGCGAUAGAAACCGGCAUGGUCGUCGUCAACGGCAAACCCGCAUCGACAACCGACGUCGUUCAGAACGGAGACGUGAUCUCGCACACCCUCCACCGACACGAGCCCCCCGUUACAGCAGCCCCCAUCACGGUUAUAAGUGAAGACGAAGACAUGAUGGUCAUCUGCAAGCCGUCCGGCAUCCCCGUCCACCCCGCUGGGCGCUACAACUACAACUCGGUGAUCGAGAUCCUGGCGGCCUCGCGCCCUGGGUGGAAACCACUACCAUGCAACCGCUUGGACAGGCUCACCAGCGGCGUCAUGUUCAUCGGCAAGCACCCGCGCGCGGCUGAGGAGCUGUCAACACAGAUCUCAGGGCGCACAGUGCGCAAGGAGUACGUCGCCCGCGUCGCUGGCAAGUUUCCCGACGGAGACGUCGUGUGCGCCAUGCCCAUUCUCCAGAUCUCGCCGAAGCUGGGCCUGAAUCGCGUGCGAGCUAGCGGCAAGCCGGCACGCACGGUAUUCCGACGACUCGCGUACUACGGGCCAGAGGAAGGGGCCGAGGAGACAGGAGCAGAGGAGGGGAAGGCAGAGGGCCGGCCGUGGGUGGGCAAGAAGGGGUACUCUAUAGUGCGCUGCCUGCCUAUCACGGGCCGCACGCAUCAGAUCCGCGUGCACCUACAGUUUCUGGGGCAUCCGAUCACGAACGACCCCAUCUACAGCAACCAGCGGGUCUGGGGCGCCUCGCUUGGGGCUGGGGACGCGGAUGCGAUGCAGGCGGACGAGGAUGUGAUUACACGGCUCGCACGGAUGGGGAAGUCCGAGGUAGCGGACGCGGUGGCGUAUCACGACGAGAUGGUGGACGAUUAUAACAAGCGUAAGGCGGAGAAGAUGUCAGGGGAGCUGUGCGAGGUGUGCUCGACGCCGCUCUAUACGGAUCCAGCGGCGCGGGAGAUGGGGAUUUACCUGCACUCGCUGCGGUAUGAGGACAAGGACCUCAAGUGGAGCUAUAGGAGCGAGCUACCUGAGUGGGCGCUGCCGCCGGGCGGGGUGGAGGGGCCGCGGGAGGUGGGUGGGCUAGACGAGGUGGUUGAUCUAGGCAGGCUGAGGGAGCUAGAGGAAGGGGAGGAGGAGGUGGCGGGGGGGGAGCGGAAGGAGGAGCACGAGCGUAAAAUGGCGAGGCGGAAGGGCAAGAAGGGCGUGCAGUGCGAGUGGGAGGGCGGAGUUUCGGUUGAGACUGUAACAGUGCCUGUUACGCUGGUUGGCGAAGGCGAAUCGACGAGCGCUCCACCUGCUGCUGCUGCUGUUGUUGCUUCUGCUGCUGUUGCAGUAGCAGGGCGUAGCACGUGACCAUUUGAGACUUCAUAAACGCCACGGAAGAGACCCAAACCGCAUGCGCACACACGUGCAUGCGAGAUUGCAAUGGGCAAUCACAGUCCAAGGCGAUAUACGUACAUAGCCAGCGUUACACGACGCCUUUGUGGUACUGGAGGCACCGGGAGGAUUGUGUCACCAUCCGUAGAUAUCUCCGGAGAAGCGCUCAGCCAAUGAGCAGAGCAUAUAUAGAUCAAGGCGCUCAGCUUCCAGCUACCCCACC